AUGGUGAGCGGCUUGAAAAGGAAUUUAUUGGCGGUAGUAUCUGCUACUGUUGCUCUUCCAGAAGGUGCUGGUCACGUGUUUGGAAGGUUCUGUAACCUGAUUGCUUUUCAGAUUGUAUUGCGUCAUAGUCGUCAUCCUCCCAUAAUGCAGGAUAUCUCGUGGCCUUUGGCCAUUCCAUUCAAAGAGCAACGCUAUUACAGAAGUCCAAGUGAAUCAAUUGGCAAUAACUACACGCCGACAGCAAGCAACCUGAAGAUAAAAGAUUUGAAGCAUGCAUUCCGGGCAGACAAAACAACUACUGCAAUGCCAGCAUGUGCAAUGAGGAAUUAUCCUACAAAAGCAAAGCAGCCUGCUGUGAAGAGACGAAAACUUACAUUGAGAAGCAAGAUCACUGAUGAAAGGGUUUCAACAAGUCGGCCUGGAGCAUCAGGUCCUCCAGGAACCUCAGGCCCAACACCUUCACCAGCAAUGGACAUUUCUGGGAGCCGACCAAUGACACCAGUGGAACAAAUUAAUUUAAUCCUUGAGCAAGAGGAAGAGACUACUCAACUAGAAGGGAUCCCUACUGAUAGAGAUUAUGAGAGAUAUAUCUACUACAUUGACUAUGGCAUCUUGCCUGAUAUGAUUGAACCACAAAAGCCGGAACAGAUAGAUCGAAUAGAACAACUUUUGCCAAAGGAUCUUAAAGGUGUUCCUAAUUUGCAGGAGCUACACCUUGAAUUGCUUGAGGAGGUUCAUAAUGACUAUGACACCAGCCUUAGGAAAGCCAUUGUUAACUACAUCUUAAAAGAUCCUUCUGAACGGAUGCGACUCUUUGUCUCUUCUGUCCCUCGGCCUUUUCCUCACCGUGUGAUACGUGCUCCGGUACCUUGGCACAGGGCAUACCAUAAGGCUAAGACCUGGAAUGAAUCUCACCUCUUCAUUGUCAAUCCAAUGAUGACUUUACUUCAGGACUUCUGGUACACAAAGUUCAAUAAUAUCCGAUUUGUUCAACUAAAGGAAAUAAAUAAAGAAAAUCUUCCUAUGCUCCCUCAGGAGUUUGAAGAUCUUGUGAAGAAGCAGUGUGCAGAGACUCGGAACAUUCUCGAAAAUAUAUGGGUCCCAACCUGUGCUACCCUCUUCCUUACCCAUAAAGAGAAGUGGAUGCAUCUGGUGCCACAGAAUGAUUGCGAUUCUACUCAACGGGUUAAGGAAUUCUUUGCGUGUGCUGGCUCUAUCAUGUCUUUGCAACUGCGGGAGCUUGUUUUCAAUUCUUUGGAAGAUCUCCUGUCAUUUUUUACCGUACACAAGGAUGGAAAUGAUUUUGGAGAAGAAUACAAUGAGAUGCAAUACGUCUGGCCACAAAUCAUGAUUUUCAAACUGAAAAUAGAAGAACCUAAAAUUACAUUUGAUCCAACCCUUGAUGAGUGCUGGGAUCUAAUUAAUCGAUGCUUCUUGGAAAUUCUUAAAAGCGCUGAUGGAAUUCUUAAGGUGGAGUGUGAACUCUUUCCUGACAUUCGAGAAAAACAUCUCACCAUCCAAACCGUAAAAGAAGAAGAAUCCCUAGUCAGAGAGAUUAUCAACAAAGCACAGGAAAUCUUCAGAGCAAAUAUCACUGGGCCACAAAGCUACCUAAAUGUGUACAAAAUAUACAGUGAUCUUUUAAACAACAAAGCAGAGCAAGAAGUUACUACUUUCCUAUCGGAGAAGCAUUCAAUGGAGGCAUUCAUAACAAAAAUAGAGGCUUUACAGAAACUCUGCAAUGAAAUAGCCUUAAUGCACGUCACUGUGCCACUGGCUAUGUUUUGCCUGGACGCUGUCAGCCUGAAUGCAGACCUCUGCUCUCGGAGUAUGAAGUUGAAGGGAACUUUAAUUGAGUCUGUGGUGAAGGAAAAUCAUAAUCUCAACCUGAGUAUUUGCCAACGCUAUGAAGAGAUAUCUGAUCGGAUCAGUGAAAUCCCUGAGACCACAGAGGAGCUAGUGGAGCUGGACACAUUUGUGAAAAAAUCCAGUGAGGUCACUAUUACUAAACUGAAAGAAGAAAUCUUUGAAGCAGCUGACAGAUUGGAGUUUUUGCUGGACUAUGCCUCAUUAUCAGAUGACGACAUAAGGUUGAACAGUCAGGUCUUCAACUGGCCAGAACAAAUCGUAUUGAUGCUGGACUUGCAUCGGGAUCGGCUACUGAGCAAGAGAGAUGAUGUAGAAGAAGAUUUGAGGAACCGAAUAAAGGAAUUUAAAAAGAAAGUGGUGGCCUACGGCAAAGAAGUCGACAGCUUCAAGAAGAAAGAAAUUAUGACUCUUGAUGAAAUGAGGAAUAACGUGGAAAAACUCAGUGAAUUAACCAAAAAUCUGGACGCAGCCAUGGAUGAGGCAGAUGCUAUAAACAGAGAAGAGGAGCUUUUGGAACACAAGAUGACCCAGUUUCCUCAAUUACUAGUCACAGUCAGCCAGAAGCAGCCUUAUGAGCAGCUGUGGAACACAGCGUAUAAUUUCUACACUAAAUCAGAGAUGUGGAUGAAUGGACCCUUUCAAGGCCUAGACGCUGAGGAGAUUACUAAUGAUAUUUCAACAAUGUGGAGAACAAUAUAUAAACUGACAAAGACUUUCUCAGAUAUCACAGGACCGAAACGUGUAGCAGAAAGUGCUAAACUUAAAAUUGAGAAAUUUAAACCUCACCUACCAAUUAUAGCAAUCAUCUGUAAUCCUGGCAUCAAAGAUAGACAUUGGAAUGAGAUCAGCAAUAUUGUUGGAUUUGAUGUGAAACCACAAAAAGAUACCACCUUGCAGGAAAUGCUAGAAUUUGGACUUGCAAAUUACAGUGAGAAACUAGAAGAGAUCGGUGUCGCAGCCAGCAAAGAGUAUUCACUGGAGAAAGCUCUUGCAAAGAUGAAAUCAGAAUGGGUGGACUUAAUCUUCAACUUUUCAAAGUAUAGGGACACGAAUGUAAGCAUACUGUCCUCAGUGGAUGAUAUCCAGGUACUGCUGGAUGACCAUGUCAUUAAAACCCAGACAAUGCGUGGAUCUCCAUUUAUCAAGCCUAUUGAAGCUGAGUGUAAGAUCUGGGAGGAGAAGCUUAUCCUAAUGCAGAAUAUUCUAGAUGCCUGGUUAAAGUGUCAGGCCACGUGGUUGUACCUUGAGCCUAUCUUUAGCUCGGAGGAUAUUAUUGCUCAAAUGCCAGAAGAAGGUCGGAAAUUUGGUAUUGUAGACGGCUACUGGAAAGACAUUAUGUUGGAAGCUGUAAAAGAUACCCAUGUUUUGGUAGCAACAUCUCAGCCCAAUAUGCUGGAAAGACUUUUGGAGGCUAAUGUUCUCCUGGAGGACAUCCAGAAAGGACUUAAUUUAUAUCUGGAGAAGAAAAGACUCUACUUCCCAAGAUUCUUUUUCUUGUCCAAUGACGAACUGCUUGAGAUCCUCUCGGAAACCAAGGACCCGCUUCGAGUUCAGCCACACCUGAAGAAGUGCUUUGAAGGGAUCGCGAAACUUCAGUUCAGUGAUCAGCUCCAAAUCACAGGGAUGAUCAGCUCUGAAGAUGAAAUAGUUCCAUUCAUUAAAAUGAUUUACCCAGCAAAAGCAAAGGGUAUGGUGGAGAAAUGGCUUUUGCAAGUUGAAGAGCUGAUGCUUAGCAGCAUUAAGCAUGUCAUUAAAGAAGGAAUUUCCAACUAUGUUCAGCUUCCUCGUAACAAGUGGGUUCUUCAGUGGCCUGGACAGGUGGUGAUCUCAGUGUCGACAGUCUACUGGACCAGUGAGGUUUCUGAGGCAAUAAGAGAUGGAACCUUGCCAGAAUAUCUAAAGAAAAGCAAUGAACAAAUCAAUGAAAUUGUGGAGCUAGUGCGUGGAAAGCUAUCAAGUGGAGAGCGUAUGACUCUCGGUGCCCUUACUGUCAUCGAUGUGCAUGCACGUGAUGUGGUCUCUGAACUAGCAGAUGCUAAGGUAGCAAGCCUCAAUGAUUUUAUGUGGAUUUCACAGCUGAGAUACUACUGGGAAGAGAGUGAUGUUAUUGUCCGAAUGAUCACCACCGUUCUGACUUAUGGCUAUGAAUACCUGGGUAAUUCUGCAAGACUUGUCAUAACACCUCUCACUGAUCGAUGCUACAGGACGUUAAUGGGAGCCUUGAAAUUGAACCUUGGAGGAGCACCAGAGGGGCCUGCUGGUACUGGCAAAACAGAAACUACAAAGGAUUUAGCAAAAGCUGUAGCCAAGCAGUGCGUGGUCUUCAACUGUUCUGAUGGUCUGGACUAUAAAGCCAUGGGGAAAUUUUUCAAGGGUCUUGCUCAAGCUGGGGCUUGGGCUUGCUUUGAUGAGUUCAACAGAAUAGAGGUGGAAGUGCUUUCUGUAGUUGCACAACAGAUUCUCAGUAUCCAACAAGCAAUUAUACGUAAUCUCAAAACAUUUUACUUUGAGGGAACAGAGCUUUCUCUCAAUCCGACCUGCUCGGUCUUCAUUACCAUGAAUCCUGGGUAUGCAGGACGAGCUGAACUUCCUGACAACCUUAAGGCAUUGUUCCGUACAGUCGCUAUGAUGGUCCCAGACUAUGCCCUGAUUGGUGAAAUAUCUCUUUACUCAAUGGGCUUCAUUGAUUCGCGAAGUCUCUCCCAGAAGAUUGUAGCCACCUAUCGCUUGUGUUCUGAACAAUUAUCAUCACAGCAUCACUAUGACUAUGGGAUGCGUGCAGUGAAGUCGGUCCUCACAGCAGCUGGAAAUCUGAAGUUGAAUUUCCCGGAAGAAAAUGAAAGUGUUCUGCUAUUGCGAGCCUUGUUGGAUGUAAACUUGGCGAAAUUUUUGUCUCAGGAUGUGCCUCUAUUUCAGGGAAUUAUAUCUGAUUUGUUCCCUGGUGUUGAGCUCCCAGUCCCAGAGCGUGAGGUUUUCCUAAAUGCAUUAAAGGCCAACAUCAAGAAAAUGAAACUUCAGCCUGUUCCCUGGUUUAUUGAGAAGAUUAUUCAGAUUUAUGAGAUGAUGCUGGUACGUCAUGGAUUUAUGAUUGUUGGUGAUCCUUUGGGCGGUAAAACGUGCGCCUUCAAAGUGUUGGCAGGAGCACUUGGUGACCUGUAUGCAGCUCAACUGAUGAAUGAGUUUGCUGUAGAAUAUGCUAUAAUCAACCCGAAGGCUAUAACCAUGGGCCAGCUGUAUGGUUGCUUUGAUCCUGUAAGCCAUGAGUGGACAGACGGGAUCCUCGCUACAACCUUCCGUGCGCAUGCAACAUCUGCCACCAACACGAGGAAGUGGAUUGUAUUUGAUGGACCUGUUGAUGCUGUUUGGAUUGAAAAUAUGAACACAGUGUUGGAUGACAACAAGAAAUUGUGUUUGAUGAGCGGUGAAAUUAUUCAAAUGAGCUCCAAAAUGAAUUUAAUAUUUGAGCCAGCAGAUUUGGAACAGGCUUCCCCAGCGACUGUCAGCAGAUGUGGUAUGAUUUACCUGGAGCCCCAUCAGCUGGGCUGGACACCACUGAAAGAUUCUUACAUGGAUACCCUGCCAGUCACUGUCACCGCUGAGCACAAAGAACUGAUCAAUGACAUGUUCCACUGGCUCAUUCAGCCUUGUUUGGAUUUUACUCGGCUGCACUGCAAGUUCUUUGUGCAGACUUCUCCAAUGCACUUGGCCUACACUAUGAUGAGGCUUUAUUCUUGUCUAAUGGAUGAAAUAGCACAGUCAGGACAAGAGGACAACGAAGAAAUGUCAAGCCAGCAAAUCACCCUGUGGCUGCAAGGUCUAUUCCUCUUCGCCACUGUGUGGGCUGUAGGUGCCACUAUCAAUGGAGAAAGCCGCAAGAAAUUUGAUGUUUUCUUCCGCAAUUUGAUUUUGGGAAUGGAUGAUCAUAACCCCCGUCCAAAGAGUGUCAAACUUACAAAAAACAAUAUAUUCCCAGAGAGAGGAAGCAUCUAUGAUUAUUACUUCAAAAAGACAGGGAGUGGCCAGUGGACAGUGUGGACUGAUUACAUCUCAAAAGACCAAGACAUUCCUGCUGGUGCUAAGGUUUCAGAUCUUAUUAUUCCAACCAUGGAAACUGCCAGGCAGACCUUUUUCUUACACACUUAUAUCUCACACAAAAUCCCUUUGCUGUUGCUGGGACCCACCGGCACAGGUAAAUCUGCCAUCACAAACAGCUUCCUCAUGCAUCUGCCCAAAGAGCAAUACAUUCCCAACUGCAUCAGCCUUUCGGCCAGGUCAUCAGCCAAUCAAACACAAGACAUUAUCAUGUCUAAACUGGACAGGAGGAGGAAAGGAGUUUAUGGCCCACCGGUGGGAAAGGAGUCCAUUGUCUUUGUAGAUGAUCUUAAUAUGCCUGCAAAAGAAAUCUAUGGAGCCCAACCACCAAUUGAGCUCCUUCGACAGUGGAUAGAUCAUGGUCACUGGUAUGAUCGGAAAGAUACAUCAAAGCUGACCAUCAUAAAUGUAUUGUUUAUUUCGGCAAUGGGGCCUCCUGGUGGAGGGAGGAAUGACAUAACAGGCCGUUUCACUCGCCAUCUGAAUAUCAUCUCCAUCGAUUCAUUCGAUGACGAUACUAUGAUGAAGAUUUUCACUUCCAUUUCGGAUUGGCACUUUGCGAAAGGAUUUGAAAACACCUUUCUGCGGUUGGGUAAGAUGAUGGUACAGGCCACCAUGGCAGUUUAUAAAGCUGCAGUGGACAACUUCCUUCCAACCCCUUCCAAAUCUCAUUAUGUGUUCAAUCUGCGAGAUUUCUCUCGAGUGAUUAAAGGAGUGCUUUUGUGUCCAAAUACCCAUCUGAAAGAGGGAGAUAAAUUGAUUCGUCUCUGGAUUCAUGAAGUUUACAGGGUUUUUUAUGACAGAUUGAUUGCGGAUGAUGAUAGAAAGAUAUUUUUCCAAAUAAUUAAAGAAACCACCUCAAACUUCUUCAAACAGAGCGUUGAUAAGGUUUUGAGCCAUUUGACUCCAUCGGGGAAAGUUACUGAUGACAAUAUCCGCAGUCUAUUUUUUGGGGAUUAUCUAAAGCCAGAUUCCAGUGCAAAGGCUUAUGACGAAAUUGUAGACUUAAAACAACUUACAUCAGUCAUGGAAUAUUAUCUGUCAGAAUAUAACAAUGUCAGUAAAGCUCCAAUGGCCCUGGUUAUGUUCAGGUUUGCGAUAGAGCACAUCUCAAGAAUAUGCAGAGUGUUAAAGCAAGACAAUGGCCACUUGCUUCUGGUUGGUGUUGGCGGAAGUGGCAGACAGAGUGCAACAAAGCUGUCCACCUUCAUGAACGAAUUCAAUCUCUUCCAAAUUGAAAUCUCAAAGAACUACGGCAAGAGUGAAUGGAGAGAUGAUGUUAAACAGAUAAUGAUCAAGACUGGAGUUGAUGGCAAACAGACUGUCUUCAUGUUUAGUGAUAGUCAAAUUAAAGAUGAGUCGUUUGUGGAAGACAUCAACAUGUUGUUGAACACGGGAGAUGUACCCAAUAUCUUCCCGGCGGAUGAGAAAGCUGAACUCCUUGAAAAGAUGCAAAGUGUUGCCAGGACUGAUGGAAAGAGAAUUGAGGCCACUCCACUGUCAUUAUAUAAUUACUUCAUUGAAAAAGUAAAAGCUAAUUUACAUAUUGUUUUAGUCAUGAGUCCAAUUGGAGAUGCCUUUCGGAAUCGUCUGCGAAUGUUCCCAUCACUUAUAAAUUGCUGCACCAUUGAUUGGUUCAAGGUUUGGCCAAGUGACGCUUUAGAAAUGGUGGCACACAAAUUUUUGGAAGAUGUAGAAUUGGAAUAUGAAGUCAGGAAAGAAGUUGUUGGACUGUGUAAGUAUUUCCAAGAAAGUGCAAGAACUCUUUCAACUAAAUAUUUCUCAACAUUGCGAAGAUAUAACUAUGUGACACCUACUUCCUACCUGGAGUUAAUCCUGACCUUUAAGGUUCUGCUAAAUAAAAAGAGGCACGAAGUUGAUCUGAUGAGAAACCGUUAUCUUGUUGGUUUAGAGAAACUAGAGUUUGCAUCUUCACAAGUGUCUGUAAUGCAAAAGGAGCUAACAGACCUGCAGCCAGAGUUGAUUAAGACUUCUGCUGAAACUGACAAGAUGAUGAUAAAAAUCGAGGAGGAAACUGUUGAGGUUGAUGCUGCAAGAGAGUUGGUGGCAGCAGAUGAAGCUGUGGCCAAUGAAGCAGCAGCAGCUGCACAAGAAAUUAAGGAUGAAUGUGAAGGAGAUCUUGCGGAAGCCAUGCCCGCACUUGAAGCAGCUGUGUCUGCCCUGGAUACCUUGAAGCCUGCUGAUAUCACGGUUGUGAAGACAAUGCAAAAUCCACCGGGCCCCAUAAAGUUGGUGAUGGAAAGUAUCUGUGUGAUAAAAGGGAUCAAACCAGAACGAAAACCAGAUCCAACUGGAUCAGGUAAAAUGAUUGAGGAUUACUGGGGCCCAUCUAAGAAACUCCUUGGUGACCUUAAGUUCCUGGAAAGCCUGAAGACGUUUGACAAGGACAAUAUUCCACCUGCUAUCAUGAAGAGAAUCAGAGAGAGGUUUAUAGAUCAUCCAGACUUUCAACCGUCUGUCAUUAAAAAUGUGUCAUCUGCCUGUGAGGGCUUGUGUAAAUGGGUCAGGGCCAUGGAAGUGUACGAGCGUGUUAUCAAGGUGGUUGGCCCGAAACGUGAGCGACUGAGGAUAGCCGAAGAGGAGUUUGCUGUUCAGAUGGAGAUGCUGAAUGUGAAGCGGGGAGAGUUGAAGGCUUUGGAGGACAAGCUGCAGGCGUUGAAUGACGAUUUUGAAAUUAUGAAUAACAGAAAGAAGGAUUUAGAAGACAACAUAGAGCUCUGCUCACAAAAACUUGUACGUGCCGAAAAGCUGAUUGGUGGACUUGGCGGAGAAAAGGACAGGUGGACUGAAGCUGCCCGACUUUUAGGAAUUAAACACAAAGAUCUAACUGGUGACGUGCUUCUGUCAUCGGGCACUGUAGCCUAUUUAGGGGCCUUCACCGUGGAUUAUCGUCAUGAAUGCCAAAGUGAGUGGCAGAUCCUGUGCAAGGAGAGAUUAAUCCCUUGUUCAGAUGAAUUUUCCCUCAGUACCAUAUUAGGAGACCUUGUGAAAAUCCGUGCUUGGCAAAUUGCUGGGCUACCAGUUGAUGCUUUUUCUAUUGACAAUGGGAUAAUUAUAUCAAACUCAAGAAGAUGGCCCUUAAUGAUUGAUCCUCAAGGUCAAGCAAAUAAGUGGGUCAAAAAUAUGGAGAAAAACAACAGACUUGGAGUAAUAAAAUUAUCAGACACUAACUACGUUAGGACUUUGGAAAAUGCCAUCCAAUUUGGCCACCCACUGUUAUUGGAAAACAUUGGUGAAGAGCUGGAUCCCAUGCUUGAACCAGUGCUACUGAAGCAAACUUAUAAACAGCAGGGAGUCGAGGUCAUGAAGUUAGGGGAAAAUGUAAUUGAGUAUUCACAUGACUUUAAAUUCUAUAUUACCACUCGUUUGAGAAACCCACAUUAUCUCCCGGAAGUAGCAGUAAAGGUUUGUCUUUUAAACUUCAUGAUUACACCCCUGGGACUUGAAGACCAAUUGUUGGGCAUUGUAGCUGCCAAAGAAAAGCCUGAGUUAGAAGAAAAGAAGAAUCUGUUGAUAUUAGAGAGUGCAAAAAAUAAAAAGCAACUCAAGGAGAUUGAGGACAAGAUUCUCGAAGUCUUGUCAUCUUCUCAAGGAAAUAUCUUGGAAGACGAAACUGCCAUUAAAGUGCUAUCUUCUUCUAAACUGCUCUCGGAGGAAAUAUCUGAAAAACAACAAAUUGCAACCGCAACAGAGAGGGAAAUAGACAUCACACGGAUGGGUUACAAGCCUGUUGCUGUACAUUCAUCUAUUAUUUUCUUUUGCAUUUCAGAUUUAGCUCACAUUGAACCAAUGUAUCAGUACUCACUGACCUGGUUCAUUAACUUGUACAUGCAGUCAAUUGCAAACAGUAAGAAGAGUGAAAAUGUGGCGAAAAGAAUUUUAGCUAUAAUAGAGCAUUUCACACUUAGUAUCUAUAACAAUGUCUGCCGUUCUCUGUUCGAAAAGGACAAAUUACUUUUUUCACUGCUGCUUAACGUGGGGAUAAUGAAAGGUAAUGGAGAGAUUGACGAAGAACUGUGGCGUUUUCUGUUAACGGGAGGUGUGGCUCUUGACAAUCCAUUUCCCAAUCCAGCUUCUGAAUGGCUAUCAGAAAAAAGCUGGUCAGAGAUUGUCCGGACCUCUGGUCUGCCAACCCUGGAAGGUCUAAUGGAUCAUGUGAUUGAAAACAUAGACCAGUGGAAAACGAUUUAUGAUUCUGCCAGACCUCAUGAAGAAACACUUCCAGAUAACUGGAGUUCCUUAAAAGGAAUGGAUCAUUUGAUUGUUAUCAGAUGCUUCCGACCAGACAAAAUUAUUCCGGCAGUGCAGCAAUUCAUUGCAAAUACAAUGGGAAAAACAUUCAUCGAACCUCCAACAUUUGACCUUGGCGGCAGUUACAAUGACUCCCAUUGCUGUGCACCUUUGAUUUUCAUUCUUUCUCCUGGAGCUGAUCCCAUGGCAGGCUUGCUUAAGUUUGCAGAUGAUGUUGGCAUGGGUGGAGAAAACACACAAACAAUAUCACUCGGUCAAGGUCAGGGACCUAUCGCUGCACAAAUGAUUGAGAAUGGUCUUAUAAGUGGAUCUUGGGUCGUAUUACAGAACUGCCAUCUUGCAACCAGUUGGAUGCCCACAUUGGAGAAAAUCUGUGAGGAGGUGAUAAUACCAGAAAACACCCACAAGGAUUUCAGGCUGUGGCUCACCAGUUACCCAUCGGACAAGUUUCCUGUCAGUAUUCUUCAGAAUGGGGUGAAGAUGACAAAUGAGCCUCCAAAGGGACUCAGGGCAAAUAUGCUUCGUUCAUAUCUCAAUGAUCCAAUCUCAGAUGCUACUUUCUUCAAUAGCUGCGACAAACCUGAAAUCUGGGAAAAACUUCUAUUUGGGCUUUGCUUUUUCCAUGCUCUGGUACAAGAAAGGAGGAAUUUUGGUCCUUUAGGUUGGAAUAUCCCUUACGAAUUUAAUGAGUCUGAUCUGAGAAUAAGUACAAGACAGAUCCAGAUGUUUCUGAAUGAAUAUGAGGAGGUACCACUGGAAGCUUUAACAUACUUAACAGGUGAAUGUAACUAUGGUGGUAGAGUUACAGAUGACAAAGACAGGCGUUUGCUUUUGUCUCUCUUAUCCAUUAUAUACAACAAGGACAUAAUAUACCAAGACAAAUAUAAGCUUGCACCUGGUGAGAUUUACUAUGUCCCACCACAUGGUCCUUAUCAGUCAUAUAUUGACUACUUACGAACUCUACCAGCUGUGGCUCAUCCAGAGGUCUUUGGACUUCAUGAAAAUGCUGAUAUUACAAAGGAUAACCAGGAGACUAAUCAGCUUUUUGAUGGGGUGUUGCUAACUCUUCCCAGACAGAGUGGCGGUGCUGGUAAAUCACCUCAGGAGGUUGUUGAAGACUUGGCUGCAGACAUCAUGUCCAAACUACCUGAUGACUUUAAUUUGGAAGACGUGAUGGUAAAAUAUCCGGUAGUGUACGAGGAGUCGAUGAAUACAGUCCUCAGACAAGAACUUAUCAGAUUCAACAGACUCACUCAAGUUGUACGCAGCAGUCUCAUAAACAUACGGAAGGCCAUUAAGGGACUUGUGGUAAUGUCUGCUGAACUCGAGAAUGUGUUUGAUAGCAUGCUGGUGGGAAAAGUUCCAUCCAUGUGGGCAGCCAAAUCCUACCCGUCUCUGAAACCCCUUGGCAGUUAUGUGGCAGAUCUUCUUGUGAGGUUACAUUUUUUCCAGGAAUGGAUUAAUAAAGGACCACCCAAUGUAUUUUGGUUAUCUGGAUUCUAUUUUACUCAAUCUUUUUUGACUGGUGUCUCUCAGAAUUAUGCAAGAAAAUAUACCAUACCCAUUGAUCACAUUGGGUUUGAAUUUGAGGUCAUGAAAGAAGAAAAUGACAUGCACAAAAAGCCAAAAGAUGGCGCUUAUGUUAAGGGUCUGUUUUUGGAAGGUGCUCGCUGGGAUAGAGAAAAUAUGGUCAUUGGGGAGUCAUUACCUAAAAUUUUAUUUGAUUCUAUGCCCAUUAUCUGGCUUAAACCAGGAGUGAGUGCAACAUUUCUGCAUCAGAAUGUCUAUUUCUGUCCAGUGUACAAAACUAGUGCACGCAGAGGUACCUUAUCCACAACUGGCCAUUCAACAAAUUAUGUACUUUCAAUAGAGCUUUCUUCAGAUAAAGCAGAACAGCAUUGGAUAAAUCGUGGUGUGGCAGCUCUUUGCCAGUUGGAUGAUUAAAAGGAGAAUUGAUCAGGUAUAUUCACCUUGAAAACUGGAAAGUAGAAGUAAAUAUUAUGUC
Messenger RNA from Hemiscyllium ocellatum (epaulette shark), 12238 nucleotides. It is a transcript of the gene dnah3, whose product is annotated as dynein axonemal heavy chain 3. Gene Ontology annotation, molecular function: dynein intermediate chain binding; minus-end-directed microtubule motor activity; ATP hydrolysis activity. The transcript is spliced from 60 exons. NCBI's taxonomy places the organism in Eukaryota, Metazoa, Chordata, Chondrichthyes, Orectolobiformes, Hemiscylliidae. Gene Ontology annotation, cellular component: dynein complex. Bases 1 to 12177 code for a protein of 4058 amino acids. The record is from RefSeq and is a predicted model, not a curated record. Gene Ontology annotation, biological process: microtubule-based movement.